Molecule: messenger RNA, 2705 nt
Organism: Camellia sinensis
Lineage: Eukaryota; Viridiplantae; Streptophyta; Magnoliopsida; Ericales; Theaceae
Source: RefSeq, a predicted model, not a curated record
AAAGCCCCAAACGUGCCUCUUGGAGACGCUCUAACGAACCAGUUUUCUGCCAUUUUCGGUAUUCCUCGCCUUCCCCGGGUUUAACGAACCAGUUUUUUUCACUUUGUGAGAGAGAGAGAGAGAGAGACUGUGUGCUUCAAUGGCGUCAAUGGUGGCGAAGAGCUUCAGCUCCACUCGUUCCAUGAUCACUUCGCUGCGAUUCCCUUCUCUCUCUGCAAUUCGAGCCUUGUCUUCCUUUCUCGAUGCCAACAAUGACUUGUCUCCAGCACCUCCAGACCUCGACCAACAAGUCAACUUUUCACAAUCUCCCAAACCCUCUCUUCCUUCUCUCCAACCCUCACACGACGCCCAACUCAUCUCCCAAAUCCUCCUCCAACACCACAACCCUUUUCACACCAUGGAAUCCUCUCUCCAACUCAAUGGCAUCAUCACCCUCUCCCCCCAAAUCGUCCAUCAAACCCUAAUCCGCCUCAAAAACGUCUCCAAAAUCGCCCUCUCUUUCUUCAUCUGGGCCAAAUCCCAACCCAAUUACACCCACGACUCUACCUCCUACCACCUCAUCAUCGACAUUCUCGCCAAAGUCCGCCAAUUCGACGUCGCUUGGCAGCUCAUCAUCGAAAUGGAUCAACUCAAUGUUAAACUCGAUUCCACCACUUUUGGAAUUCUCAUCCGUAGGUUAGUCUCUGCUGGGUUGACUCGCCAAGCGAUUCGUGCGUUCGAUGAUAUGGAGUGUUUCAUCCAAAAUCAAGUCAAUUCUGAUGAUUUUUGUUUCCUUCUCGAUACCCUUUGUAAAUAUGGGUAUGUGAAAGCAGCUGCGGAGAUUUUCAAUAAAAGGAAGUGGAAAUUUGAGCCUGAUGUGAAAUUGUACACUGUUUUGAUAUAUGGCUGGUGUAAGAUCAACAAGCCACAGAUGGGAGAGAGGUUUUUUAGAGAGAUGGUGGAUCGAGGGAUCGAACCGAAUGUUGUUACUUAUAAUGUGCUUUUGAAUGGGAUUUGUAGGAAAUCGAGUUUGCAUCCGGAGGAUCGGUUUGAGAGGACCGUUCGAGCUGCAGAGAAGGUGUUUGAUGAAAUGCGUGAGAGAGGGAUAGAGCCUGACGUCACGAGUUACUCGAUUGUGCUUCACGUUUACAGUCGUGCGCAUAAACCUGCAUUGUCGCUCGAUAAAUUAAAGUUUAUGAAAAGUAAAGGGAUAUGCCCAAGUGUCGCGAUGUAUACUUCAGUUGUGAAAUGUCUUAGUUCGUGUGGGAGAAUCGAAGAAGCUGAGGAAUUGCUUGAUGAGAUGGUUUGUAAUGGGGUUAGCCCAUCUGCCGCAACUUAUAACUGUUUCUUCAAGGAGUAUAGGGGGAGGAAAGAUUCGGAUAGGGCUUUGAAAUUGUAUCGGAAGAUGAAAGAAGAAUCUUUGAACUUGCCUAGUUCACACACGCACAAUAUUUUAGUGGGGAUGUUCAUGAAGUUAGAUCGAAUGGAGAUUGUGAAAGAGAUUUGGGAUGAUAUGAAGGCUAGUGGGAAUGGACCGGAUUUAGAUUCGUAUACAUUGUUAAUUCAUGCAUUUUGUGAGAAACAGAAGUGGAAACAAGCUUGCAAGUUUUUCGUUGAAAUGAUAGAGAGGGGUUUACUUCCGCAAAAGGUGACUUUUGAGACUCUAUACCGAGGCUUAAUACAGUCUAAUAGGUUGAGAACAUGGAGAAGAUUGAAAAAGAAGCUUGAGGAAGAGUCUAUAACAUUUGGUUCUGAAUUCCAAGAAUAUCACUUCAAGCCUUAUAGGAGGUGACUUGACAUUGCCGUUAAAUGGAUUAAAAUCACCAUCAUUAGGUACAUUUUGCGCCUUUGAACCAGCCUUGUGUUUAGCUAUGUAUAGGACUUUUCUUUGGGAUGCCUGAUUGAUUGUAAUGGGAAUAACCUCUUCCCCUAAACAAGCGAGCACAUUAGAGCUUACAAUGUUGUCUAUGUUCAUUUCAUCUGUCUUAACUCCUUCAUCCUUGAAUCAGUCAACAAGGUAGGAAGACCAUUAAUCUAUAGUGGAAUAGUCUCAGUAGUCUGUAGUGGGUGAGUAGAGUCUGCGUUUUGGUGGGCACCGGACAGAGCAAGAAGUAGCUCUGUCAACAUAAUUCUUUAAAUACCCAAUCUGCUCAGGAACAGCACAAUGAGCAUGUGCUUGUGAAGUGAGGUGAGGUGAGUAGAGCAGCUCAGGAAGAGCACAACUCUGACUAGUGAAGUGAGGUGAGGCGAGGCGAGGCAAUUAGCUCAAUUGAAAGAGAGAGCGUAGUCGAUUUGUACUCCGCAUUGCUUGUGAAAAUCACUUAAUAAAAUGACUCAAAUCAUUCUACUAAAUAAUCUCAUUUUACUUGAUCAAUAAUGAAGCUUUUGACCUUUGUAUUCGUUCGCCAAAUCUUGUUUAGUUCCGUCAGCUCAAUUUUGUCAAUUUGAUGGCACGUAUGGUUGGUGUGAACAAUCAAGCCCAACAAGUGGCGGGCCGAGUUCAACUUUUUGAUAAAUUUUAGUAUAUUGUCACGGUUUUCGUUAUUUCCAAGCACUCCGUGCAGCACUUAGACAAUCAAAAGGUUUACUUGUUGAUGUUAAGUCAGCCCAACUCACAAACUUGCAAGAAAGACAAGUAAGAAGACAAAGAGAGUUUGAGAGAAUGUCCUUGUAUUCACUCUGAGAAAGCUUGUACAACUCUUGGAUAGAUUGAAACAAAUGAGUUC